Molecule: messenger RNA, 1626 nt
Organism: Fundulus heteroclitus (mummichog)
Lineage: Eukaryota; Metazoa; Chordata; Actinopteri; Cyprinodontiformes; Fundulidae
Gene: car15
Product: carbonic anhydrase 15
Exons: 8
Coding region: 185-1147 (320 amino acids)
Cellular component (GO): plasma membrane
Molecular function (GO): carbonate dehydratase activity; zinc ion binding
Source: RefSeq, a predicted model, not a curated record
CUGCUCUCGCAUCAAUGAGCCUGUUGAUCAGAAAAGACCACUGGACUGGUAAUGACACAGUUCACUGAUCAGUCGCAGAGAAAAUAAAACUCCGCUUUCACCUCCCGCCCUACUUAAGCCGGACCUUCCUGCUGAUUUGUCUCCAUUCUACCUCAAGAGACCGAAACACCUGUCCGAGGCCACGAUGGUCGGGGCCGCAGCUCUCCUCCUCCUCCUGGUUCUGGUUCUGGUUCUGUCCGCCGCUUCACAGGACUACUGUUAUGAUGAGCCUGAUUGUGACCCGUACGCAUGGGGAGACUCCUUCCCGUCGUGCCACCCUCUGCUGGGGCGCCACCACUCCCCCAUCAACCUGGACCGUCACACGGUCCGAAACGACUCCCUGGGGCCGCUGCAUCUGGAGGGCUUUGACGUGAGCCAGCCGGGCCACUGGACGCUGGAGAACGACGGACACUCUGUCUUGUUGCAGGUCGGCAGCGGCAUGACGGUGAGCGGCGGGGGUCUCCCGGGCGUUUACCACACCAUCCAGCUGCACUUCCACUGGGGCGCGCCGGCGGCGAACGGGUCCGAGCACACGGUGGAUGGGCGCAGAUACCCGAUGGAGAUGCACGUCGUCAACAUGAAGUCCAUCCAUCCUAAUGUGUCCGCAGCUCUGGACGACCCGACAGGACUCGCCGUUCUGGGAUUCUUCAUCGAUGUCGUUUACGCAGACAACGUUCAUUUUGGCCACAUUUCCCAAAAACUAUCUUCUGUGGCUUACAGAGGUCAGAUGGCCAAAGUGAAGCCAUUCCCGCUGCUGAGCCUCCUGCCAAAGCUCAACAUGAGCCAGUAUUACCGCUACUCUGGCAGCCUCACCACCCCGCCCUGCUCCCAGGCAGUGGUUUGGACUCUCUAUGAGGUCCCCAUCUACAUCUCCUGGUCCCAGCUGGCUCAGUUUACCUCACAGAUCUUCUCCACGGAGGAGGACGCAGAGCAGGUGACGCCGCUGCAGAACAACUUCAGACACGUCCAUCCCACCUUCAGCCGCACCGUGUCGGCCUCCAGAGACGCGGGGCUCCUCGGGGCCACGGCCGGUCAGCCGCUCAGCCCGGCGCCCGCCCUCUUUCUGCUGCAGACCGCUGUGCUGGGCAGCUUUAUUUUUAAACUUUAGCAAAAACCCAACAAGAAUUAGUUACAGAACCUACGUGGAACGUGUCAAAGGGUCCUCUGUCUCUCUUCUGUCUUUUUGUUUUUGGUGUUUUCUAUUAAAUCUCAUUCUGGGAUAAUUUCCUAUUUUUAUAUAUAUAUAUAUAUUCUUUCUUCUUUUUACAUGAAAUGGUGUCAUUACAGCAUUGAAAUGGGGAACAUAGGAAUGAAAUCGCUUCUGAAUAAAGUUGUUUUUCUUUAUUUAGCUUUCUCUUUAGAAUAAGGGGUAAGGUAAUGAAAUCCAUCAUGACGUGGAUUGAAAAAAAAAAAAAAAAGCACCAAUGAUUUGUGUUUCUGCACAGUUGGAGCUUGUGGGAUUAUUUGAUCUUAAAUUAGUUUGAUUUUGGGAGCUGUAUAUAUGCAUUUAUAAUCCAAAACUACAGCACUCAUCAUUUAGUCCUAGAAAUUGUACAGUUCUGAAAAUAAAAUUGCUUUUUUAGUUUA